Molecule: messenger RNA, 952 nt
Organism: Galleria mellonella (greater wax moth)
Lineage: Eukaryota; Metazoa; Arthropoda; Insecta; Lepidoptera; Pyralidae
Product: transmembrane protein 147
Exons: 4
Coding region: 136-825 (229 amino acids)
Source: RefSeq, a predicted model, not a curated record
GUCAAAGUGUAUACUUAAAAAAAUAACAGAUAGAUAUACAUAUUGGAAUAAAAUUACUUUAAUAAUUUUAUUAAUUUUUGUGUUUUUAGUUUUUUGUAAAGAGAUCUAGAAUAAUCAAUAAAAUUACAAAUAACGAUGACUCUGUAUCAUUUUGGAAACUGUCUAGCAUUAGUAUAUGCCCCUUAUCAUAUGGCUUAUAAAAUUUCUGGAAUUUCUGAGUAUGCAACAUUUUCAAAAUGUGUUUAUGCUGGAGGUUUAUAUAUUUUCACACAAUUAUGCAAAAUGCUCCUGUUAGCUACAUUCUUCCCGGACUCUGAUGUUAACCAAGUUAAUGGCGAAUACAAUGCAUUUCUGGAAAUCCUUAAAUCAACAGUAGAUUUGGCUGAUUUACUCGGACUGUACUUUGCAUUGAGUGCAAUCCCAGGAAAGGGGCAUGCAAAGAUUUUGACAGCAGCUAUAGGCUGGGCAAGUGCUGAGGUGGUGGUAACCCGCAGCAUACUGCUAUGGGUGGGCGCGAGAGGGUCCGAGUUCGACUGGCGCUACGUGCGGUCGUGCGCCGAGUCGAACGUGUCGCUGCUGCAGCACGCCGCCACCGCCGCGCUCGUGUGGCUGUGGACCCGCAGCGACCUGCCCCGCAAAUAUUCUCCUAUUGUAGUGUCUCUUCUAGCACUGUCCCCUUACAGAGGAUUAAUGGAAGAGGCAGUAGCAAGUGUUUUGUCCCUCAGUGCAUGGGCACUGCUGGCUUUACGCGCAGUUCAUGCAACUAUCGUCGGUCUUACCACUCUUGGUAUCUAUGCCGUCUUAGCUCAGCAAAUAGGUAUAUAAUUCCUCCAACAUAUUUAAUUUAUAUUUCUUAGGAUAUUGUUUUAAUUGUUUUAUUUAUCAAGUAAGUUAAUAAUAAACAGGUAUAUUGUAAAAAGGAUUAUGAAACCAUUACAAAAAUGUUUAUGUA